Cimex lectularius (bed bug) is the source of this 2182-nucleotide messenger RNA. RefSeq lists its product as uncharacterized. The record is from RefSeq and is a predicted model, not a curated record. The coding region runs from base 307 to 2028 and encodes 573 amino acids. The transcript is spliced from 7 exons. Gene Ontology annotation, biological process: oxaloacetate metabolic process; tricarboxylic acid cycle; malate metabolic process. Lineage: Eukaryota; Metazoa; Arthropoda; Insecta; Hemiptera; Cimicidae. Gene Ontology annotation, molecular function: L-malate dehydrogenase (NAD+) activity.
UUUACAAUGUUUGUUUUUUAAGAACAUUUUUUGCUCAAAAGUAUACAAGUUUUUAAGCAUUUCAGUAGAACGCGUUGGUGCACAAGGUUUUGCAGAUCUCUGCAGACAAUUAGAAAAGAAAAUUAAAAUUACAAUACAUAUUUUCAAAACAUACUCAUUCGCUCCAACAAAUUACUUAUUACAUUUUUAAAACAUCUGAUUUGUAUACCUAAAAUAUUUGUGUAGAUUUAAAAUAGUGCAACUUGUAAAUUUCUUAAGAAUUACUGUUUAUAAUUUUAAAGAUUCUCUUUUCUUCAAUUUACCAAGAUGAUUUAUGAAGUUCUGAAACGUGAAAAACCUCACUUUCAGAGUAAAAUUCAAAGGUACUACAUCAACAAAGUAAAAGUAUUUGUGUCUACUGUACCAGUAGAUACACUGACACAUUUGUUACUUGAUAUCGGGAACGGUCGUACGUUUGGACAAAAUGUGGAAGCAGAAAUCUUCCUUUAUGACAGGCCAGAAUAUCUUGUUGAAGCAGAAUGUCUUGCUGCUCAGUUUACUAUUGCAUGCUAUCCUUGGAUUAAAGAUGUGAAAGUAACUAAAAGUUUAGAAGAGGGUCUCAAAGAUGCUGAUUACUUACUUAUUUUUCCACGACUGAGUGAUAUAAAUAUGUCAAUUGAAAAUAUAAUAAAUGAGCAGUUUGUGUUUCUUUCGACAAUGGCGGCUGGAAUGGACAAGUUUGCCAAGCUUACAUCAAAAGCUGUCAUAGUUGGAAAGUAUGAAAGCUUGUUUUGCUACAUGAUGGCUGUGUUUCUUAAGGAAAUCCCAUGGAAUCAAAUAACAGGGCUCACACGGCAUAUCGAGAAAAAAGUUACUAUAUUGCUUUCUGAAUACUUAAAGGUCCCUCCUCAACAAUUUUCUGGGAUCACUGUGCUGGGAGAAAAUGUGGUAGACGUAAAUAUGGCUUAUGUCAACAUGGAACAAGAGAUGAUUGAAAUAGUGAAUCUGGAAGAUCUUAAAAAAGCAGACAAUGGAUCUUAUGAACUAGCCUCUUUCAAUAAAGGAAAAAUACCAAAUCCUUUUGAGGGCGAAGAGGAAAAAAUUGCAGAAUUUUACAACAGCAUAAGACGAAGAGAACACUCUAAUUGUUACCAAUGCUUAAAUCUCCAAGAACACUUGCAAUUUUUCAAAAAAACUAAAGAGGAGGCAACAAAAAAAGGAAGGGAUAACGUGUUAAACAAAUUAGAUGAGCAAGUGGAAAAAUCUCCUUCCCCCUUAGUGGUUGCAGAGAGUCCUAGUGUUGUUGAAUUUAUUGCCAAUAAAGAGUCUUUUGCCACACUAAACAGAUUUGACUCUUCUGAACUAGACUCUUCACAACCCAAGGAAAUUUAUAAAAUGGGCGACAAUAGCAUUUCUUAUUAUCAAGAAGAUGAUUAUUUCAUUCCCAAAACAAAAAAUCCUGUUCCUUUACGUAAUCACAUAAGACGAAUGGUAGAGCAAAGAAGAAAAGAUAGACUGAAAGAAAAUUAUUUCUAUGAAGAUUCCCAUUUGAAAAAUGUUGUUUUAGUUGCAGCUGUAGUAGACGACAUGAAAUGGCUUUAUGAUAAAUUGCCAAAGUUAUGUGAGAAUAUGUAUGCUACCAAUGGUGCUUCUACAGCCAGAUCUUUAAAUGAGCACCUCCGGAUGUUGCAUUGUGGCACUGAUACACCCUUUAGUAUCAUGACUUGCAGCAUGGGUGCACUCGGCUUUCCAAAAGAAAUGUUUGUUUCAGGACCUGCCAAAGUCAACAGCAAGACAAAAGAGAUUGUAUUCUGGCAGCAAUACCAGGUACACGAAAGGGUCAGGAUAAUACUGAUGAAACAGAUCAUGCAGCUGAAAGAACAUUAUGACCUGUUCCAAACACAACUUGGCCUUGGAUAUCCUUACCCGAGCAUCACUGAUCCAGUGCAGAAAGUUAUCAAAGAGUAUAUUCCUGUACCUCGAAAGAGACCAAAAAAAGUUAAAAAAUCACUGAGCGAAGAGAGUAUAUCCUUACCUAGAGAUGACUAAAUCAAUUAUUUUUUUUUUUUAACAAAGUCUGUCAAAAAAAAUUUAAUCAAUUAAAAUAAAAAAUAAAUGUUAAUGAAUUAUGCAUAGAAAAUUAAUUUUUAAUACAUAUGUUGAUCAAAAUCUAAUGUAGAGCAAUAUAAUAUUUUCUAAUUAA